AUGAACGAUAUUACCACCUGCGCCGCUAUUGCAAGCAGACGUGCCAGGUCACAGGGGGCCUCUUCGUGUGAAAGCGUCGGGUGCUUGGACAUGUUUCUGCUGCAAUCUUCAGUGGACGCGACGAACGAAGACCAACACUUGGAGGUGCAUUCAAACACUGUCCUUGGCGGGGUACAUCGAGCAGUAGCGCUAACACGAGCACAACGUUACCAACACAUGCAACGUAGCCAUCGUGGCGCAACGCAGCCAUUCACAGCUUCGGCCCCGCCAACAGCGGCGCCGUCAUGUGUAGAUACCGACAACGGGGCUACCAACAGGUUCGGCAAUUCUUGCGAAGUCUACACGCACGAUGCUGAGCAGCCAUAUGCAGGUAUCUGCAUGGAUCCGUAUUACGACGACGAUGAUUUCACCUCUGCGGACAUGUGCUGUGCGUGCCCAAAGGAGUGCCCCGAGACCCAAGAACUGGAUAAUCCUAGUCAGUGUGAGGAUUGGAUUCACUUCUCCGAUUCGAACGAGGCAGGAGGGAGGACAUCGCAUUCGAAUCUUGCUGGGCUUGGCCCAGAAUACCAUAAGCCUAAGGAACUCAGAUAUUAUGGAGUUGGGCAGCUUUCAAAUGGCGAAUACAUCGACAUGGUUUUUGUCAACACAACCACAUACCGCCCGAGGAACACUGGAUGGAACAAGAUUACUGGCGCUCAGGCGACGGUGAAUCUCCUCAUUGGGGAGUUUGCUACUCUGAAGGGUGAGUUCGUGAGAAACCACACCUUCUGUCCUGAGAAGCCAGUCCUGCCAAAAAUCACGUUCUGCGACAUUGACCAUUACCAGGAGGGGGAGAAUGAGGUGUUGUAUCUCGACGGUGUCAGCGCUAUCUACACCGUCGACGGCGACAUCGAUUUUGAUCUGGAAUUGUAUGAGGUUGACACUGUCGAAAGCGAAAAUCCUGUUCCAUUGGACUACACCACAGAAUCGAUCCCAACCUUGGUUCCGGGCAGGACUUCCCGCAGGUAUGCUGCCAGCACCGGUGGUACUUUCGGUAUCAAGACGGUCUCGCGUAUGUUCGGCCACGGGUGCGACAAUCCGACGGACCAGAACCAGUUGACCAACAUCACGUGCCCAGACGAGUCUGCCGCCACCGUGGACCAGGCCAAGCGAUGCUUCAUGGCUGAGUUCUCCAACACGAGCAAGUUCAGCGUUGGGUUCAAGAUUUUGACGGACAAGCCCGAAGAAUACAUUCAGCAGUGGGGCCGCAAUUUCGCCAUGGCCGGGACCUCCAUUUAUUUUGCACGCGAGGGCAGCCGGACUUGUUUAACAAGAGCACCGACAAGUGCUCCUACAUUUGCACCGACAGCUACACCGACAUCCUCACCAACAAGUAAGCCCACGCUUGAACCGACAGCAUCUCCAACCUUAGUUCCGACCGCCGCGCCGACUGGUGGACCGACACCUGCUCCGACUGCCACACCGACAGCGGCACCAACAAGCGCGCCCACGACUGCCCCGACAGAAUCGCCGACGGGUGCGCCGACUUCUGCGCCAACAAUGGCACCCACAGCGUCUCCGACCGGAUUUCCCACCUUCGUUCCGACCGUAGCGCCGACAGGUGAACCGACGUUUGCACCGACAGUUAUACCGACAAGUGCGCCCACUCCUGCUCCGACUGUCACACCGACAGCAACACCAACCAGCGCGCCCACGAUUGCCCCGACAAUAACGCCGACGGGUGCGCCGACUUCUGCGCCAACAAUGGCACCCACAGCGUCUCCGACCGGAUUUCCCACCUUCGUUCCGACCGUAGCGCCGACAGGUGAACCGACGUUUGCACCGACAGCUAUACCGACAAGCGCGCCCACUCCUGCUCCGACUGUCACACCGACAGCAACACCAACCAGCGCGCCCACUCCUGCCCCGACAGCGUCGCCGACAGUUGCACCAACAAGCGCGCCAACACCUGCCCCGACAGCUACGGCGCCAGCGGAACAGACGACAGCGUCUUUUCCCACAGGACCCGUUGCCACGUCAUCAGCUUCCGGGAUGAUGCCGUGUACGACAUCAACGGGAGUCGUGCUGGUUCUUCCAGCAUCUACAGGCGAGAACAAGGUGGAAGUGUGCACCGAGACCGGGUUUAGAAUCGGGCAGUCCAUUUUGAUCACUGGUGGUGGGCAUUCAGAAGUACAUGCGAUCGUGAGUUUUGGAUCUAUCGUGCUGGAUACGCCAUUGAUGCACGCUUUUCCAGCGGGUUCCAUUGUCGUGGCAAUAACGCCUGUACCUACACCCGCACCUACACCUGCACCUACUGCACCCGCAGCGCCGGUAGCAACAUCAUCUGCUGGAUCUAUGGCGCCAGUGCAGUCGAGCGCAGUAGGUGACCCACACAUGGUCAACGUGCAUGGACAGCGCUUCGAUUUGAUGCAACCAGGCGUACACGCCCUCCUUCAUUUGCCCAUGAAGGCGCGAUUGUCAAACGUGCUACUUCAUGUGGACGCGGACGCCCAACAGGUCGGUGGCGUGUGCGCGGAUACUUACUUCAUGAGCAUCAACAUGACUGGGAAAUGGGUAGAGGCCAAGGUCCACUCGCUUGGGCAAGCCAAGGGUCGGGGGCUGUAUUUCACGGCAGGCAGUGGAGCAGCCCAUACGGGCACAAAGUGGAUGGUUUUUGGGACGGUGCGGCUGAAGGUGGUUCACGGCCGCACCAAGGGUGGAAUACCAUACCUAAAUUUUUUCGUCCGCAACCUGAGGGAAGCAGGCUGCCUCGUGGGAGGGCUUCUUGGGGAGGACGACCACACGGAGGCGGCUAUCCCGACCAGCGCGUGCAGGAAGGUUUUGGACAUCUGA
Messenger RNA from Prorocentrum cordatum, 2832 nucleotides. NCBI's taxonomy places the organism in Eukaryota, Dinophyceae, Prorocentrales, Prorocentraceae. The record is from the annotation of a GenBank genome assembly.